Molecule: messenger RNA, 826 nt
Organism: Xylaria bambusicola
Lineage: Eukaryota; Fungi; Ascomycota; Sordariomycetes; Xylariales; Xylariaceae
Exons: 1
Coding region: 492-716 (74 amino acids)
Source: RefSeq, a predicted model, not a curated record
GCCAAUCACGCCAGCACCCAUGCAAGUGCAAGGGUAGCCAUAGUUUUCACAAAUUUGUGAUACGAUGGUAGACAGGUCUACUACAACCACCCUAAUAGUGGGCCCAUAUGUGGCAAGGAUGAAGGGAUGGCGGCGGAGAAACCCACCAUUGAAGGAGCAUCGGCAUCCCAAGUAAAGUGGGCUGGGAUAAUGAAGCCGGAGACGGGCCCCCUCAAAACCCUUCGCCUCAUGGUGUCGGAAGGAUGCUAUGCAGCAUACAACGCGUACAAAUGAAGACAGUUUACUAUGGCGCAAGGAAGAAAUAGUUGUCUACGAUAGCCAUGUGAACCGUAUUCAAGUCACCCAGUUUCCUAGAGCCGCGGUCUUUGAUAAGCAUACUAGUUUUUUUUCAGUCAAGCUACAGAAGAUAUUCAAUAGGAUGUUUUUAAUUGAUAGGUAAAGCAACUUGUCCGUACACUACCGGAAAGGCUUUUGUGUUUUGUGGUGAUGGGAUGACUUUGUUUAAGGAAAGUAUCAUUGCAAUAUUAGGCGGAUGUUUUAUGUGCAUGUGUUUUCGCGACUCUACAGCGGCCUGGGGUCCCAUGUGCAUGGAUAAUAUGAAAAAUGGUGAGGUCUAUCUCGAUAUGGUGUUUCUUUGCCAUUCCCACCGCCGACCACUGCUCGCAGGACUGAUGCCCUAUAGACAUAUCGCUUUGCAAACAUCGGCCAAUGCGUGAAAUAAUAAUAAUGUAGGAUGAUGGUAAACCCUUAUUAUAGUCUAUUUUAAUAAGACGAAGAUGGACGCAGAAGGUAAAGACUAAUAAAUUUCUAGCUAACGUGGCAUCGU